This is a messenger RNA of Scaptodrosophila lebanonensis, 3848 nucleotides long. RefSeq names its product dorsal-ventral patterning protein Sog (gene sog). The transcript has 7 exons. Gene Ontology annotation, biological process: multicellular organism development. Gene Ontology annotation, molecular function: protein binding. The record is from RefSeq and is a predicted model, not a curated record. The coding region runs from base 384 to 3614 and encodes 1076 amino acids. Lineage: Eukaryota; Metazoa; Arthropoda; Insecta; Diptera; Drosophilidae.
UACUCCCCGUCUUAGUCGAAGCGCCAAUCGCCAAUUGUCCUGCGCCCGUAUUUCAAAAACCGAACGCGAGCAAACAGAACAAUAAUCAUAAUAUUAAUAACAAGAAGAAGAAGAAGAAGUAGAAGAAACAAAACAAAGUGGCCAAGUGCAAGAAAUUUGAAUCGGGGGGUUGGGCGCAAGGCGUGCGCGCGCGCAACGAAAAAAUUUACGAACUUUUUGAACUUGCAUAUUGUCUACUGAUUUGUGCUUAAUGUUGUAUCAAUUUUUGUUCUGUUAUUGUGCCAAACGUGUUUUAAAUACAAUACCUAAAUACAAUUACUAGGCAACGAAUUUUAUAAAGUGAGCAAACGAAAAAUCAAUUUCAAAUCAAAUUAAUCAAAACGAUGGCCAAGCUAAAUACCAGGGAGGCCAAUGCCUUGGCCACAGCAACGGGCACUGUGAACACAGCCACAGCGGCAGGAACAACACCAACAACAACGACAAAGUGCACCACAGCAGCAGAAGCAGCAGCAACAACCACACAAGGAGCCACAGUAACUAUAACAACAGCAUCAGCAGCAGCAGCAACAACAACAACAGCAACAGGAACGGCACCCACCAACAACAUCACAUAUAAAAAUGCGCCAGCAAGUCUUUGCUGCAAUUUGCGUAACCUGCUCAUCAUCUGCCUGCUGUGCCUGUCCACCCUGGUGCUGACAGUUCAGGCGCGGCGCCAUCCACCGCUCAUGCUCGAGGAGGCCGACACUGGACGACGUACCAAUAGACCAGCGGUAACGGAAUGCCAAUUUGGCAAGGUUCUUCGCGAGCUCGGCUCCACUUGGUAUGCGGAUUUGGGACCGCCGUUUGGUGUCAUGUAUUGCAUCAAGUGUGAAUGUGUAGCGAUACCAAGAAAACGUCGCAUUGUUGCACGCGUGCAAUGUCGCAAUAUUAAAAACGAAUGCCCCCCAGCCAAAUGUGAUGAUCCGAUUUCAUUGCCCGGCAAAUGCUGCAAAACGUGCCCCGGCGAUCGUAAUGAUACGGAUGUUGCCCUGGAUGUGCCCGUGCCCAUUGAAGAGGAGGAGCGCAAUAUGAAACACUACGCUGCGCUGCUAACGGGACGCACAUCAUUCUUUCUGAAGGGCGAGGAAAUGAAGUCCAUGUACACCACCUACAAUCCACAGAACGUGGUCGCCACCGGUCGCUUUCUUUUCCACAAGAAGAACCUUUACUAUUCGUUCUACACAUCGGCGCGCAUUGGACGUCCGCGUUCCAUACAAUUCGUUGAUGAUGCCGGUGUUAUUCUAGAGGAGCAUCAACUGGAGCCAACGUUGAGUGGCACACUGAGCGUCUAUCAGAACGCCACCGGCAAAAUUUGUGGAGUCUGGCGCCGUGUUCCAAGAGACUAUAAGCGUAUUCUGCGCGAUGAUCGUCUCCAUGUGGUUCUCCUCUGGGGUAACAAGCAUCAGGCGGAACUAGCACUGGCCGGUAAGAUUGAUAAAUACACGGCAUUGCAAACGGAGCUCUUCAGUUCGCUAUUGGAGGCACCACUAACGGCAAAUGGCAAACCAGAUCCCCAGCUAGCUGGCGCUGGUGGCACAGCCAUUGUGUCCACAAGUAGUGGCGCUGCUUCCUCUAUGCACCUGACCCUGGUCUUCAAUGGUGUCUUCAGUGCUGAAGAAUUUGCGGAUGCCCAACUAAAUGUCCGUAUUGAACUGGCUGAGCGCAAGGAACUGAUCUUCGAUGAGGUGCAACGUGUACGUAAGCCUUCGGCCGAGAUAAACGUGCUUGAGCUAUCCUCACCCGUUUCGAUCCAAAAUCUACGUCUAAUGUCACGCGGCAAGCUGCUCCUAACCGUGGAGUCGAAAAAGCAUCCCCAUCUGCGCAUCCAAGGCCACAUUAUUACGCGAGCCAGCUGCGAGAUCUUCCAGACCUUGUUGGCACCACAUGGCGGAGAGUCGGCCAACACACGAAGCAGUGGCUUGGCUUGGGUUUACCUUAAUACGGACGGAUCGCUCGCGUACAACAUCGAAACGGAUCAUGUCAACACUAAGGAUCGUCCCAGCAUCAGUCUGAUCGAGGAUCAGGGCAAGCGAGCAAAGGGCAAAUUGGAGGAUCUGACGCCCAGUUUCAAUUUCAAUCAAGCCACUGGCAGCGUUGAGAAGCUAGGCCCUAAAGUUUUGGAAUCGCUGUACGCUGGUGAACUGGGCGUUAAUGUGGCAACGGAGCAUCAGACCAGUCUCAUCCAUGGUCGUCUUGUUCCGCGACCCGUUGCCGAUGCUCGCGACUCGGCCGAACCAAUACUGCUUAAGCGUGUGGAGCAUGCGCAAAGCGUUUCCCCGCACGCCAUGGGCAUGGCCUGGAUGUCAAUUGAUAACGAAUGUAAUCUACACUAUGAGGUGACUCUAAACGGCGUCCAUACACCGCAAGAUAUGCAAAUCUAUCUGGAGGAGAAGCCCAUUGAAGCGAUUGGUGCACCAGUGACACGUAAACUACUCGAGGAAUUCAACGGAUCGUAUAUGGAGGGCUUCGUCCUGGGCAUGCCCUCAUUGGAGCUGAUCAAGUUGGAGACUAGCGUAUGCUAUCUGGAAGUGCAUACAAAGCACAGCAAGGAGUUGCUUUUGCGUGGCAAAUUGAAGUCCACCAAGGUGCCUGCCCACUGUUUCCCCAUCUACACGGACAAUAAUGUUCCCGUGCCGGGCGAUCACAAUGACAAUCAUCUGAUCACCGCCGAGACGAAAUGCUUCCAUUCGGGUCGCUUCUACAACGAGUCCGAGCAGUGGCGCAGUGCGCAGGACACUUGCCAAAUGUGCGCCUGUCAACGGGGCCAUGCCACCUGCGAACCCAUCAAGUGCCCGGCCGUAAAGUGCAAGACAGCCAGCGAGGAGUUGGUACAGCGGGAGGGUGAAUGCUGUGCCACCUGCAUGCCUAAGCGCAGCUCUGUCGGAUCCGAACUGCUACUGAGCAACAGCAGCGACUCCGUCCAGCAGUCGAAACGGGGCUGCCGCCUGGGCGAUCAGUUCCAUUUGGCCGGCGCUACUUGGCAUCCAUUCUUGCCGCCGAAUGGCUUCGACACUUGCACCACCUGUAGCUGUGACCCCUUGACUUUGGAGGUGCGCUGCCCUCGCAUGGUCUGCCCACCGCUUCAUUGCUCGGAAAAGUUGGCCUAUCGUCCGGACAAAAAGGCCUGCUGCAAAGUCUGUCCCGAGGGCAAACAAAGUGCGAGAGGCGACAAGACGACGCCCAAUAAUCCAAAUGUGCUGCAGGAUCAGGCGGUGCAUAGAAGCGCGGCGCACAGUGCCGAGGAAGUGCUAGCCGCUGGCGGCUGCAAGGUGGUUAACAAGAUAUACGAGAAUGGACAGGAGUGGCAUCCCGUGCUCAUGUCGCAUGGCGAGCAAAAGUGCAUCAAAUGCCGUUGCAAGGACUCCAAGGUGAACUGCGACCGCAAGCGCUGCUCCCGCUCCACAUGCCAACAAACGCGAGUGUCACAAAAGCGUCGUAUCUUCGAGAAGCCCGGCAGCGAGGCAGCAGCACCCAUCGACGAGUGCUGCUCAACGCAAUGUCGCCGAUCGCGACGCCACCACAAGCGUCAGCAGCAGCAGCAGCAACAUCAUCAGCAGCGUGCAGCCAGUAGCUGAAGCAGCAGAAUCAGCAACGUCAGCAGCAGCAGCAGAAGCAGCAGUAGCAGAGGCAACAACGACGGCAACGGAAGCCGUUGAUUUGGCAAAAGAAAAUAAUGUGAAAAGUAAAACCACUUUGGACUUGCUUGCAUAUAACAUAUAACAGCUAUGUAUGUAUAGAUCGGGUGCGAUUUCGAUAUAUAUAUAUAGUAUACAUGUAUACAUGUAUAUAUGUAUACUGCUACAAUAUAC